Molecule: messenger RNA, 3691 nt
Organism: Caenorhabditis angaria
Lineage: Eukaryota; Metazoa; Nematoda; Chromadorea; Rhabditida; Rhabditidae
Source: the annotation of a GenBank genome assembly
AUGUCUGAUUUUGAACAACGCUCGGCUGAAAUCGAAUCAUUGGAAUCAAUAUUUCCGGAUUUAUUGCAAAGCAAAACCGAAUCGCAGCUGGUAUUCACAUUUGAGAAGGAUAUCAUGUUAACAUGCAGUCUUCCCCAUGAUUAUCCAUCAACUUCUCCUCCAAUCUUCGAGCUCAGUGGACCAUAUUUGAAAGCAAAUGAAAGAGAAGCUCUCUAUAAUAGUUUGAAUGAAAGUUAUAUUGAAAAUAUUGGAUUUCCUGUGAUCUUCAAUUGGAUUUCAAUUAUCCAAGAUUUUAUUCGAGAUUCUUCAACACACGACGAAGAAGAAGAAGGAGAAGCAACAUCUUCAGCUCAAGAAAAUUCAUUAGAUGAUUCGAUUCCCGAAGACUUUGAUGAUAUGAAUAUUCAACACGGCGAAGUUUUUCACGAUCGAAAAAGUUUUUUCCAAGCUCAUUUGGCUGUUGUGAACUCGAAAGAAGAUGUUGAUCGAGUUAUGCGAAUUCUGAAAUCGAAUACAAAAAUUAGGAGAGCAACUCAUAAUAUAAUGGCGUAUAGAUAUACUGGCGAAAGGAAUGGAGUUGAGAUAAAGUGGGUUUUUUGGGGGAGGGCUUGAAAAUAAGCGAUUUUCAGAGAAGAAUAUUAAAAUUACAGUCAUUUCGGAAUUUUGAAAUUCAAAAUUUUCAACAGUUUUUCUGAAUCAAUUUCUAUGUAUAUUUUUCAAAAUUGACCUCUCUGGUUAUCAAAAAAAAACAUUUCAAAUUGAUAUAUUUUUGCCACGUCAUAACUUAUCUGGAAAGCUGAUAAUAUCUAUUUUCAAGAGAUUUUCGCUCAGAAACACCCAAAAUUUUGAAUUUUUCAGAAUUUUUGAAAAAUUGCAAUUUUAAUUUUUUCAAAAGUCAGCUUUUAAAUACUUUCAGCCUCUUCCAGUUUCAAAAAUCCCAAUUUUCCAGAUAUCACGAUUGCGAAGAUGAUGGAGAACACGGAGCAAGUUCAAAAAUGCUCGAACUUAUGGAAAGAAUGAAAGCGAAUAAUGUUAUUGUAAGUUCCCUUCUCCCAUGAAUCAAUCAAUAAUUACAUAAUUCCAGGUUGUUGUAACUCGAUGGUACGGUGGAAUUCAUCUAGGACCCGAUCGAUUUCGUCACAUCAAUAAUCUCACACGCCAAAUUCUGGUUGAUAAUAAUUACGGGAACUCUAAAAAAUAGCCUGAUUGUGAAUUUAUUUAUUUUUGAUUGAUUCACAGAAUUUAUUUAAUGUUUUUCUUCACGUGCGUGUAAAAUUUUAUUAGUCAUUUUCUAUUUUAACAAAUAAAUAAAAAAAAUAUGCAAUAUUUGAUGGAUAUUGGAUCGCCGGAAAGUGCAAAAUAUAGAGUGAGAUUUAGAUAUCAGAACAAAAUGAAAAAAAAACAAAAUUUUUGAAGAUGUUUUGCUGUUCCCAUGUGAUAAUUGCAUAUUGGUCAUUUUUGGUAGGGGUUUUUUUGCUGUUAGCGAGGAAAAUUUGAAAUUUUUGUAGAUGUUCGAUCUGACCGUCACAGUUUGCAGUAUUGGAAUGGAAAGUCUCGCGACUUAUGUAAGCAGCAAAUUUUGAAAUAAAAUUGAGAUUUUGGCUGUCUGAAUCGUAGAAAUUUGAAAUUUUUCUCAAAAAAAAUGGACUUCAUUCAGAAAUUCCCAAAAAUUUCCAGGUUUUCGAGAUAGAGCACGAUAUUUGGGUGUAUUUUCACAUUGUUUCGACGAUUUUUUGGGUUUUUGGAUUUCUUGGAGGAUUGGUUGGUUUUUAGAAAUACACAGCCAACUACCGUACCACCUUCUUAUCUAACUCGGUUUUCUGUACAAUUUCUUCUCGGCAGUUUUUGUAUCGGACCUGAGGAAUCGGACCAGGUCCGAUUAAUCGGACCCGAUUUUGAAGGUUGUUGGAAUCGGACCAGGGACACAAUUUUCCAAUAGGAAUCGGACCACAAAAAGGAAUCGGACCAUCUUGUGUUUUUUGAAUCGGACCAGGUAAAAUCGGACCAGGUAAAAUCGGACCAGGCAAAAAUCGGACCAGGUGGAAUCGGACCAGGUAACAAAAAAUCGGACCAGGCAAAAUCGGACCAGGCAAAAAUCGGACCAGGUGAAAUCGGACCAGGUAACAAAAAAUCGGACCAGGCAAAAAUCGGACCAGGCAAAAUCGGACCAGGUAAAAUCGGACCAGGCAAAAAUCGGACCAGGUGGAAUCGGACCAGGUAACAAAAAAUCGGACCAGGCAAAAUCGGACCAGGCAAAAAUCGGACCAGGUAAAAUCGGACCAGGCAAAAAUCGGACCAGGUGGAAUCGGACCAGGCAAAAAUCGGACCAGGCAAAAUCGGACCAGGCAAAAAUCGGACCAGGUGAAAUCGGACCAGGUAACAAAAAAUCGGACCAGGCAAAAAUCGGACCAGGCAAAAUCGGACCAGGCAAAAUCGGACCAGGCAAAAAUCGGACCAGGUGAAAUCGGACCAGGUAACAAAAAAUCGGACCAGUUUUUCUGGGCGUUUACUAAGCCUAAGCCUAAUAUCCGGGCCAGUAAAGCCCAAAAGCUUUAACUUUUCUGUCUUUCAAGGCUUAGGCUUAGUGAACGCCCAGAAAAACUGGUAAACUGGUCCGAUUUUAUCUGGUCCGAUUCCACCUGGUCCGAUUUUUUGCCACCUGGUCCGAUUUUAUCUGUCCCGAUUUUUUUUUUACCUGGCCCGAUUUUUUGUCGCCUGGUCCGAUUUCACCUGGCCCGAUUUUUUUUACCUGGUCCGAUAUUUGUCACCUGGUCCGAUUUCACCAGGCCCGAUUCUUUUUACCUGGUCCGAUUUUUUGUCACCUGGUCCGAUUUCACCUGGCCCGAUUUUUUGUCACCUGGUCCGAUUUUUUGUCGCCUGGUCCGAUUUCACCUGGCCCGAUUUUUUGUCACCUGGUCCGAUUUCACCUGGCCCGAUUUUUUUACCUGGCCCGAUUUUUUGUCACCUGGUCCGAUUUUUUGUCACCUGGUCCGAUUUUACCUGGCCCGAUUUUUUUUUACCUGGUCCGAUUUUAUCUGGUCCGAUUUUUGCCUGGUCCGAUUUUAUCUGGUCCGAUUCAAAAAGCAAGGUGGUCCGAUUUCUUUUUUGUGGUCCGAUUCCUAUUGAAAAAUUGUGUGACUGGUCCGAUUCAAAAUACCUUCGAAAUCGGGUCCGAUUAAUCGGACCUGGUCCGAUUCCUCAGGUCCGAUACAAAAACUGCCUUUCUUCUCGAGUUAAAUGUGCAGGUUCUACCGUAUAUGCCUUUGAUCUUCUGUUUUUGGACAGGAAAAUUCGUAUUUUUCAGGAAUGGGUUCGAUGUUUGACAGUUUAUGCGAUGAGAUUAGGUUUAGUUAUGAUGAUUUCAGCAGGAAGAUUAGUGUGAGUUUCUCGAUUUCAUUCCCAAAAACUUCAAAAUUCAAUAAUUUUCAGCGGAACUUUCGAUAAAUUCUCAAAAAAAGCGCACAUCAAAGACAUCGUAUUUCUAUAUCUACCAAUCCCAAUUUUCACAUAUUUUAUCGGAAUUAUCAUAACUUUUCGAAUGUGCUCAUUUUCAUCGAAUCGAUAUAGUGGAUAUUAUGAUGUUGAUGAUGAAUUGCGACUCGAACUUCAGAAGUAAAGUGUUUUUUUUUUGAUUUUCAAAAAAAUCCAAGUUUCCAGGAAAUUGGAUGAAAUCGAUUUGAAAGAAGACUAA